This is a messenger RNA of Spea bombifrons (plains spadefoot toad), 735 nucleotides long. RefSeq names its product thymosin beta 4 X-linked (gene TMSB4X). Gene Ontology annotation, biological process: actin filament organization; regulation of cell migration. The coding region runs from base 168 to 302 and encodes 44 amino acids. The transcript is spliced from 3 exons. The record is from RefSeq and is a predicted model, not a curated record. Gene Ontology annotation, cellular component: cytoplasm. Gene Ontology annotation, molecular function: actin monomer binding. NCBI's taxonomy places the organism in Eukaryota, Metazoa, Chordata, Amphibia, Anura, Pelobatidae.
AUCAGGGCGAACGAAGGGGAAGGUUUAAGAAAUCCUGGUGAUGUCACUUUCAUUUGCAUUCUGGAGAUAAUAUAAGAGCUGGUUUAGCUCACUCCCCUCACAGUGAAGGCUGCAUCUGCGAGGAAUUCUUUUGCUUUUGUGCUUAGUUGCAGAAAAAAAAAACCAAAAUGUCUGACAAACCAGAUAUGGCUGAGAUUGAGAAAUUCGAUAAGGCAAAGCUGAAGAAGACAGAAACACAGGAAAAAAAUCCUCUUCCCUCAAAAGAAACAAUUGAGCAAGAAAAGCAAGCAAGUGAAUCAUAAUGAAGCCCCACCACCCAGAUACGCACUGUACAUUCCACAAGCAUUGCCUUCUUAUUUUACUUCUUUUAGCUGUUUAACUUUGUAAGAAAUAACUAAGAUACAAAGGUUGGAUAACGUUUACUGUGCUGCCCCGUUACAUGAACAGAAAGGAAUAAAGAACUACUGAACACAGAAGGUGCUGCCUUUCCAUCUGCCUGUCUGGCUGGCUUUGGUUCUGGUAGCAUGAAACAACUUGCAUGAUAAUGAAAGGAGAACCAGUGUGGAACUACAGAGAUUCAGUAACAUGCGGUGCUGAGUGAAAAGAAGGCUGCACCAAGGUCCAGCGAGCUGUAAAACAUGCGGUCAAAUCGAGUGCCAUUUUAUUUGUUCAAAAUUAUUUGAAUUAUUGGAAUGCACAAUUUUUUUUAAAUAUGCAAAUAAAAAGUAUAAAACA